Molecule: messenger RNA, 1614 nt
Organism: Glycine soja
Lineage: Eukaryota; Viridiplantae; Streptophyta; Magnoliopsida; Fabales; Fabaceae
Exons: 2
Coding region: 25-1614 (529 amino acids)
Source: RefSeq, a predicted model, not a curated record
UCUGAAUGUCCAACCAGGAGGACCAUGAUCAUGAAGGCUGAUGGAGAAAUCACUAGUGAGUCUGAAAUCAGUGAAGAAGAAGUGGAAGAAGAAGAGUAUGAGGAGGAAGCUAUGCAGGGUGAUAUGUUGAUGGUGAGAAGGCUGUUGGGAAAUCAAAUGCAGCCACUGGAUGACAAUCAAAGAGAAAAUAUUUUCCACACCAGAUGUGUAAUUAAUGGUAAGCUAUGCUCUUUAAUUGUUGAUGGAGGAAGCUGUACCAAUGUUGCAAGUUCCACAUUAGUGACCAAACUGAAUUUGGAAACUAAGCCCCAUCCUAGACCAUACAAACUUCAGUGGCUUAGUGAAGAUGAAGAGGUAAAAGUGACUCAACAGGUUGAGGUGUGUCUCACCAUUGGGCGAUAUAAUGACAAGGUGCUGUGUGAUGUGGUCCCAAUGGAAGCGACCCAUGUGCUGUUAGGAAGACCGUGGCAGUAUGAUACCAAGGCAGUGCAUGAUGGCUUCACCAACAAAAUCUCUUUCCAGCAAGCUGACAAGAAGAUUGUUCUCAAACCGUUAUCUCCUCAAGAGGUUUGUGAGGAUCAGAUAAAAAUGAGAGAAAAGAAAAAGAGUGAGACACUUGAGAAGGAAAAGAGAGGAAAGAAAAAGAGUGAAACACUUGAGAGGGAAAAGAGAGAAAACAAAAAGAGUGAAACACUUGAGGGCAAACAGCUUUAUUUAGCAACAAAAAGGGAGGUGAGGAGGGUGCUUUGUGCGAGACAACCCCUCUAUUUAUUGUUUUCUCAACGUCAGAUGUUGCAUGCUAACCCAAUUGAUGAAUUUAAAUUGCCUUCUAGUAUUCAAUCUCUUCUGCAGGAUUUUGAUGAUGUGUUUCCAGCAAGUAUACCAGAUGGUUUGCCACCAUUGAGGGGAAUUGAGCAUCACAUUGAUCUCAUUCCCGGAGCGUCCUUGCCCAAUCGGCCAGCUUAUAGGAGCAACCCACAAGAAACUAAGGAGAUCGAAAGGCAAGUAUCCGAACUCCUGAGCAAAGGUUGGGUGAGAGAUAGUAUGAGUCCGUGCGCUGUACCUGUCAUUCUAGUACCCAAGAAGGACGGCUCAUGGAGGAUGUGUUCUGAUUGUAGAGCCAUAAACAACAUCACCAUCAAGUAUAGGCACCCAAUCCCCAGGUUAGAUGAUCUUCUUGAUGAACUGUAUGGUGCAUGUGUGUUUUCUAAAAUUGAUUUGAAAAGUGGCUAUAAUCAGAUUAGAAUCAGAGAGGGAGAUGAAUGGAAAACUGCCUUUAAAACAAAAUAUGGUUUGUAUGAGUGGAUGGUUAUGCCAUUUGGUUUGACUAAUGCACCUAGUACUUUCAUGAGAUUGAUGAACCAUGUUUUAAGGGAAUUUAUUGGGAAAUUUGUGGUGGUGUACUUUGAUGAUAUUCUUAUCUAUAGCACUAGUCUUGAUUUGCAUGUUCAACAUUUGCAAUCUGUUUUAAGUGUGCUUAGGAAAGAAAAAUUGUAUGCCAACCUAGAAAAGUGCUCCUUUUGUACUGAUCAUGUGGUGUUUAUGGGUUUUGUUGUUAGUGCUGAGGGAGUACGGGUGGAUGUGGAAAAGUACAUUGGCUGCUCCUCUAAAUGA